AUGGACAUUCACAAUCGCACCGAUUACAUUGCCUAUCAAUUCCAACUAUUUCCACUGACCUUUCCCUUGAUUACGGUACUGGCCGGUGUUUUUUAUCUUCUUCCAACGUUUGUAAUCGUUGGGAAGAUGGUAAAAAUCUACUAUGAAACUAGCCAGAGGACAACUACAGUAUCCAUACAGCGCCAUUUGUUUUUGGCGUUUCUUUUGAUGCAAAUUGCA
This is a messenger RNA of Caenorhabditis briggsae, 219 nucleotides long. The annotation marks the transcript as partial. The record is from RefSeq and is a predicted model, not a curated record. NCBI's taxonomy places the organism in Eukaryota, Metazoa, Nematoda, Chromadorea, Rhabditida, Rhabditidae. The transcript has a single exon.